This is a messenger RNA of Dreissena polymorpha, 1767 nucleotides long. RefSeq names its product autocrine proliferation repressor protein A-like. NCBI's taxonomy places the organism in Eukaryota, Metazoa, Mollusca, Bivalvia, Myida, Dreissenidae. The transcript is spliced from 14 exons. Bases 178 to 1635 code for a protein of 485 amino acids. The record is from RefSeq and is a predicted model, not a curated record.
AGAUUGUUUUUAUUCAUUAUAUUUCCUGUUUUUCAUAUUUUUUGCAACAUAUAAAAUCCAUCAACAAAACACGUUAUUGUUAACGGCGAGCGGAUGCUCGGUCUAAAUGCCACUUGCUGAUGUAUGGGUAACACUGGAAGAUUUUACUGAAAUUCACUUCGCCUUUACCCGACAACAAUGCUUCAUGCAUUGUGGAACAUCUUCAUUAUACGUGUUGUGGCAUUUCUUGCGUCUGAGAUUUUGGCCACGCCCCUUGACGACUACGUGUAUAGGAAAGACCCAGCUUACAAAUAUGACGUCAUAAAAAUGUACCAAAUGGAGGGUUACACGCUCUACAUUCUAAACUUGACGUCACAGAAAUGGAAACCAGACUUUCAGAGCCAGCCAGUGUGGUGGCACUACCUCUCUGUCACAGUCCCGGAUAAGAUCCUCAUCAAAGGGGCAGGAUUUCUCUACAUCACCGGGGGAUCUAAUAAUGAUAAUCCCCCGUCGCUCACAGACCCGUGUGUCCAAGGUACAACGCACAUGGCAACUGCAACUGGUUCAAUCGGCGCAUGUCUAACACUAGUGCCAAACACACCGAUCGUCUUUAAAAAUGAUCCAGCACAAAAGGAGCGAUGGGGAGAUGCCAUUGUUGCGUGGACCUGGAAGACAUUCGUGGAACAGAAAGGAGUCGACCCGGAAAUACUUCUGACCAUGCCAAUGACUAAGGCCAGUGUUCGAGCCCUGGACACUAUUAGUGAUCUCACAAAAUCGAAGAUUGGAGAAAAAACUGAUCGUUUCGUAGUGGCUGGAAAAUCAAAGCGAGGAGGGAUAUCGUGGAUGGUUGGAGCUGUUGACAAGAGAGUUGUUGCCAUAGUUCCCAUUGUUAUGGACCUUCUUAACAUGCAAGAGAAUUUGCGCCACUACUAUCGCUCACUAGGCGGCUGGUCUUUUGCGUUCAACGAUUAUUACGAGGUCAAUUUCACACAAUACCUCGACAGCCCGUACCUGAAGCAAAUGGCAACGAUUGUGGAUCCACUAUCAUAUACACAUCGCUAUGGGGACAAGCCUAAGUACAUUAUAUUGGCUGGGAAUGAUGAGUUGUUCAUGCCAGAUGAUUCCAGAUUCUACUUCGAUGAUCUGAAAGGGGAGAUAUACUUUAGGAUGGCACCCAAUAUGGACCACACUCUGAACCCGUUUGAGAACAACACGGCGUUGGGAAUCAGAUCUUUCUACAUUUCCAUUAUGAAGAACAUCCCGCUUCCCAAAAUGAACUGGAAACUGCAGAUGACGUCCACAGGCGGAAAAAUCAGCCUUAUAACCGAAAAGCGGCCUGCCGCCGUGGUUUGUUACCAUGCCACCACCACAGACGGAAAACGAAAGGAUUUUCGUCUAUUUCGUCUAAAUAACGACAAUGUACCGGCUUUAAAUCAAGUAAUAUGGCACAAAGCGGACGUCAAUCAAACCAGUGCUCUGAGCUGGGAGGUGGAGCUACUCAAUCCUCCUGUCGGCUGGACUGCAUUCUUUAUACAGGUGACAUUCGCUGGUCUCGCCGACUCGGUGCUCGAAUUCACCACCCAGACUCUCAUCAUACCGGACACGUAUCCCUUCCCGGACUGUCAUGGCGCCGAGUGCAGGGGGACGCUCGUGUAGAACCGAGGCGGUGUUACUUGUAUAUCUCACAACACGCUUCAACAUGAGUUUAUAGUAUCGCUCACAAUAAAACUUACACUUGUAUAGAAUAUAUCUCUAAAAUGUGAACGAAUGCGAUUGGCAACAGUUUCA